Molecule: messenger RNA, 1268 nt
Organism: Phlebotomus papatasi
Lineage: Eukaryota; Metazoa; Arthropoda; Insecta; Diptera; Psychodidae
Product: trypsin-4-like
Exons: 3
Coding region: 41-823 (260 amino acids)
Biological process (GO): proteolysis
Molecular function (GO): serine-type endopeptidase activity
Source: RefSeq, a predicted model, not a curated record
GUUUUACAUUUACUGCAAGUAAUAGGUCCAGCUUGGCAAAAUGAUUCGUUUAUCCCAUAUAAUAAUAUUAAGUGCCUUAUUAGUCGAAGUUUACAAUAUCCCAGAGUUGUCGAAAGACGUGAGGAUUGUAGAUGGUAUCGAUAUUGAAAUUGAAAAAGUCCCCUAUCAAGUAGCAUUAUUAAAAUCGGAAGACGUACUUGUGUGCGGUGGUUCCAUUAUUACCAGGAAACACAUUUUGACAUCUGCUCACUGUUACAGACUUGUUAAUGUUGAUGAACUUAGAGUUAGAACAGAAAGCGAAUACUACAAUGAAGGUGGACUUUUAUUUAAAGCAAAAGAAUUUUUACUACAUCCGCGCUUUAGUGAGAUCGAAUGGGAAUGUGAUGUUGCAAUUAUAAAAUUGGAAAGUCGCUUAAGAUACAACAAAAAAUGCCAACCAAUUGAAUUGCCCAGAGUUAAUGAAGAGAUUUGUGAUGGUCUUUUAUUUCUGCUCUCUGGUUAUGGAAGAACUGAUGCACAAGCUCCACAUCGCGAUGCAAAAUUACGAGCAGUUGCAGUGCCUGCAUUUAACAAUGGUGCUUGCUAUGAAACGUAUUAUUAUGAUUCUCCAAUUUCACCAAGGAUGUUAUGCGCUGGAUAUAUAGCCGGUGGAAAAAAUGCUUGUUUUGGGGAUUCUGGAGGACCUCUGGUUAGAAAUGGAGUACAAUACGGUAUCGUGUCUCAUGGGCUAGGCUGUGCUCCACCUCUAUAUCCUGGGAUUUAUGCUCGUAUUGCAGCACCUCUAAUACGUGAAUGGAUAACAAACAUAACGGGUCUUCUUUAAAUACAUCUUUCUUUCAUUUAUUUUAAACAUUUACUUUGAAUUUCGUAUUUAUACUAUUCCUGUUUAUCUAGUGUUAAUACAGUGACUCACAAUUGGUUAGCAUUGACUGCAUUCAGUAAUAGGCUUUCGGUAAACUUUCGAAGAACACAACCAAAUCGAUCCUAUUCGAAAAUCCACCAGAAGUCCAUAAAGAAAGUUCACGUAUUUGCCACUUGAGCGUUAGUAGUGCUUUCUGUUCGAAUAUCCAGUAUAUUUGACAAGUGAGAGUACUAGGGUAAGAUGUGGUAAUUUGGAAUCUGCCCGCUUUCUAAUCCGGAUCGGCGUAAUCCGGACGAGCUAUCAACGGUUACAUUUAAAAUAAUUUUGAGGUUAUAUAUGCAUGUGUGUUCAGCAAUGCAAAUGAAUUAUCGUGUGAUUUUUUUGUUUAAUAAAUGAAGUAUAAUAA